Messenger RNA from Oryzias melastigma (Indian medaka), 4740 nucleotides. Its product is annotated as heparan sulfate glucosamine 3-O-sulfotransferase 3B1. The transcript is spliced from 2 exons. NCBI's taxonomy places the organism in Eukaryota, Metazoa, Chordata, Actinopteri, Beloniformes, Adrianichthyidae. Gene Ontology annotation, molecular function: [heparan sulfate]-glucosamine 3-sulfotransferase activity. The record is from RefSeq and is a predicted model, not a curated record. Bases 446 to 1636 code for a protein of 396 amino acids.
CACGCGCGUCUCAUUUCCAUACCGAGGAUCCCACGGCUAGCACCGCCCACUCUCCCCUCUGAUUGGUCUACACGUGUCAACAAACCUGAAGCUAUUUAGAAUCUGUGCUGCUAUUGGCUGCCGGCGCAGUCACUCUAACAGAGUCACUCUAUAAGCCGCGCGGCUCGAGCGGCGGCUCUGACAAACCUGAGAUGAACCUCCACGGAGCGGCGGAGUGAUUUCUAUUUAGGAAUUUAAAAAACAUUCACUCUAAUUUAUUGUUAUUAAUAAAUCUUAAUGUAUUUUCGUUACUGGAUUUAUUAAUUAUAUUGAAUAUAUUUUUUUUGUGUUUAUUUUUGAAGCUAUUAGCUUGUUUUUUCAAUAUGUUUUUAAUUCCGCGGAGGUGUCACCGGGAGUGAGUUUGGCAAAAUGCGCCGCUGGGAAACGACUUUCACCCGCAAGGCUUAUGGAAUAUAGCCUGCUUUGUCACAGUCUGUAUGCCUUCUGGUCCAGCCCAGUGAAGAAGAAACUUGUCGUGCUCGGCAUCAUGUUUUUAGUCUGGGUCUACAUGCUGUACUCGUGCGUGGGCUACUGCUCCACCAUGCCAAGUGUGGCGGCGGGCAAGGAGACCGGCUCGGCGGUGAGCAGGAGGACGGAGAGCGGCGGCGGUGGAGCGGACCUCGUCUCCCGGCUGCUUGCUAAACCGCAGCCGUGGGAGGAUGUGGAGAGCGACUACGAGGAGCCGUCCGUGAGGACCGCCGCGUCCCGGGACCUGCUCAACAACGAGGCGGAGCGGCUGGAAGACUGGGAGGAGGAGAUGCGCGCCGGGGAGCAGAGAGCCCCGGACCCCAGCGCCAUGUCCAGCUUCUCCAACGGCUCCGGGAGCAAGAAGCUGCCGCAGGCGAUCAUCAUCGGGGUGAAGAAGGGAGGCACCCGGGCUCUGCUGGAGUUCCUGCGGGUUCAUCCCGACAUCAGGGCCGUGGGGGCCGAGCCGCACUUUUUCGACCGCAACUAUGAGAAUGGACUGGAGUGGUACAGGGAGCUGAUGCCGAAGACCCUGGAGGGCCAGAUCACCAUGGAGAAAACCCCCAGCUACUUUGUGACCAGAGAGGCUCCAGCGCGGAUAUCAGCCAUGUCCAGGGACACCAAGUUAAUCGUGGUGGUACGGGACCCCGUCACGAGAGCCAUCUCUGACUACACACAGACGCUGUCCAAGAAGCCUGACAUUCCCUCUUUCGAGAGCCUCACCUUCAAAAACAGGACUACAGGGCUCAUUGACACCUCCUGGAGCGCCAUCCAGAUCGGGAUCUACGCCAAACACCUGGACAACUGGCUGCAGUACUUCCCCAUGGACCAGAUCCUUUUCGUCAGCGGCGAGCGUUUGAUCAGCGACCCGGCUGGAGAACUGGGCCGCGUUCAGGACUUCUUAGGCCUCAAGAGGAUCAUCACAGACAAACACUUCUACUUCAACCAGACCAAGGGUUUCCCGUGCCUCAAGAAAGCAGAAGGCAGCAGCAAGCCGCACUGCCUGGGGAAGACCAAAGGACGGACCCAUCCCAACAUUGAUCCGGAGGUGGUGCAGAGGCUGCGGGACUUCUACAGACCCUUCAAUAUGAAGUUCUAUCAGAUGACGGGACAUCAUUUUGGUUGGGAUUGACGUAGAAGUCUCGAAACCCAUUUUUUUUGUUUAAGUUGUAGAUUUUUAUUUCUCUGUAAUUCGAAGGCGAGAUGUGGCGGUAUUGGUAUAUAUAUAUAUGUAAAAUGUACAGAAAUCUAUUUUAUAAUAAUUUAUUUUUUAUUUUUAAGCAAUUAAUUCACAGAGCUGCCUAACCAUAUUUGUACAUAACAUUUAACCCACAUUUGUUUUUAACAUUCCUCAUCUUGAUCCAGAUAAUCAACAACGGCAGAAGUCAAAGCCGAACUGGAAAUAAAAAAAAAAAAAAGCACUGAAGUAUGAGUGCUUCCAGAGAAGUGUACAACAUCAACCCAUCCUCAUUUACAUUUGCAUCAUAACUGUCAUUUUUUGAAAUAUUUUUCUUUCACAGUCCAGCUUUGAUACCCCAUCAUCAGCCUGAGCAGCACUUCUUAUGUCCCAUUUCGCUCAAUAAGGGCUUGAUCAAUAGGCCUAAUUGAUACUCAUUGUGUCACUCAUGCUUAAAGUACACAGCUGCCCUUUUCCUUCUCAGUGCUCCCGCUGCCCCCUCUAAUGAAUGAAGCAUCCAUCAAACGUUGAAUCCCAUCUCGGACCACGUAAGAGCCCAUGUUAACAUUAUGCUAAUCGGUGAAAGGUAACUGGCAGAUCGAUCGAGCCUUCGCAUUCAGGCGCCGCGCUGGCUCCCAGCCAGGCUCCUGCCCUGUUCACCCCACUCAAAGGUCGCAGAAAGUCUCAGUCAAAUUUCCUUGAGAGGGAUUUGAUUUGUUGGGAACAGAGCUGGAGCUCAGCGAUGGUGUGUUUCGCAGUGAAGCUACGUUCACACGGCAUUCUAGUGAAAAGCCCAUGUAUCUGCAUUGUGGGCUUCCGCGUUCAAAACUCGCAAUGGAAGUUUUUACGACAGUUUUCAACCUUUACGUACAAGACGCAUUGAAUACGUGUUUAAAAGUUGAAUUUUGACCAAUCACGGACUUGGAUUGGGACUUCAUUGGGACUCAAUAACUCAAUAAUGCCAGUUUGUGCCCGGACGAAAUUAUGUGACAAGUCUAUCAAAUAUAUGACUAGAACUAUGAAAGAAAAAGCCUGGAGCAACAAGAGUUGCACCACUUUGACAAUUCAUAUUAAGCCUCUUCCAACUAUAGGUGGCAAACAUGCACUAAAAAUAGAAGAAGAAGAAGCCCCUCCCUGCCUUUGCAGUGUGAACACCACGGGCUAAACGGUGUUCUUGAAGCUGCCUUUAGUAUAUUCAAGAACGUACGCCACAGCGCUGGUGUGAAGGUAGCUUAACCCUAGAACACUUUCGUUAUAAAAAGUUACAACAUCACUUUUGCUGGGUAAUUUUACCUGAUAUCAUAUACCCAAUAAAAAGUAUUUGCCAUAAAAAAUAGAUCAAAAUAUGGCAACACAUCAUAAAUUAGAGAAGUUUAAUUUUAUUUUCAACUGUGGUUUAUGCAACAAAAUAGAAAGUAAAAGCUUAGGAAGGUCCUGAAAACAUGCUUGAAAAGUAGGAAUUUGAGAACAAAAAAAUUCAUUAAAAAAUAAAAAAAAUUCUGGAGACUUGGUCUUUGGUCCACCCAUUCCUGGGAUGUGAGACUUUACCCAGGGACCAAAGACACUCAGAAAAAUACAACAUAUUGAAAAUCACCCGGCAAUACUGUUCAAGGGUUAACUUUUUGUCAGAGGCAAAGGAUGUCAACCCCAAAAAUGUUUCAAGGAAUAAGAUUUAAAGUCCCGUUACCUUGUCCCAACUUCAAGACAACACUCGGAUGAAUAAGAACCUUCAUUGGCCUCAAAAAUUAGCAUAAAGAAGCAAAAAGAUUUCACCUUAAUAAAAUGGAGCUUCUCAGUCCACCCAAACCUGUCUAAUAUUGUAGUCUGUAGAAAUUAAAGAAAAAAACAAAAGUUUUUUUUAACUCUCAGAUCUCUUCAUAAAUAGCCCUAAGCUGGAUUUAGCCAACUAUAAGUCCUCAUUCAUGGCUUUUAUCAUUUAUGCCUUACUCAUCCUCACCACAUUCACCUUUCAACCACAGAUUUCAAAUCUCUGCUUUUUGCCAAAAAGAAAUUAACUAAGGUGUCUCAUGUUCCAACAGAUCGAACUCCAUACUUUCCUGUCUUUCCUGCGACCUGUAAUUGCUUUUCUCGUUUUUGUACUUGAAUUCUCGAUAUGCAGGAGGGACGGUAUGCGGACCGUCGCGCUUUGACGUCCAACGUCUCUGCGGUGAGCGGAAAACCCACUAACAAAAGCACAGAACAGAAGUUCUGUGUGACACUGUGCUAUGCAUGAUCUGCGGGGUGGCCAUUACAUGAACGCAGGCAGCAUAAUGGCAAGAGGAUUAUCAACAUCCAGAGAUGUGUUGACGCAGAAUGUAAAUGAAGCUUGCAGAGGGUGAUCUAUAAAACUGUGACUAGUUUUCCUAAAGUAAAAAAAAAAUGCUGUGCCUCUUUACCAGCUCAACAUAAUUAGCCGGUUCGUGUCAUAAAAGAUAGAUAAAGAGCAAUCCUAUUUUUCUUGCUUUCAAGUUGGAAUGAACUGCCUGAUUAAACUUCAAUUUAACAGUUGUCAGCAGGGAGAUGGAGGCAGUCCAACUUUUCUUUUAAUGUGUGAUUCUUUGCUGAGAUUUCUGGAAAGAAAAAGCCUUUAUCUUCCUGCCUCUCUCCUUUGUGCAAUGCUUGAUUUGAAAUGGCAUUUAUUGGUGACCUCUUUUAUCAAGUUUUUACAUUCUAAAGGAUUUUUUUUAAUUUUAUGGGACGACUGCAUUUGAAUUCUGGUCAUAUUUCCAAGAGAAUUGUCAAAAAUUCAAAAAAUUGUUGCACACAUGGAUCGUUCUAUGAUGCUGCUCUGGCUAUGGUUGAGUUUUAUUCAACCUGUUCUGAGAACUCGUGUGUUUUCUUGUCUUAUCCACAUAUGACACGGAUACAAGCUGAUCUGUAUAUACAAAACUGGGAAAAACGUGUAAAUCAAGUAUUUUGUGGUAUGUACAUCAAAGUAAUUAAUUUUACACUGUUCAAGAGAAAAAAGGGUACAGAUGUUUCUGGAUGAAUAAAUAUUGAGCAUUCAUAAGAUUUCUUUGUAAGAGGAAAUAAAUAAAUACAUAUAUAUUUUACCAAUA